AGGAAAAGGAAUAAUGCAAUAUUUCCCCGCCAACAGCUCCUUAUUCCACAACGUCCAUAACAAAACUCCACCCUCCGUAGAAUAAUCGAAAACAUCGACGAUCAUAGGAUCACAGGGGAAAGGGGGAAGAAUACGGGAAAAUAAUCUAAAAAUGGUUGGGACGACGGCGGCGGAUGACGUGGCAUGUGGGGAUGGAAACGAGACGAGGACGUGCGUGGUGCUCGGAGGUCGAGGAUUCUUAGGGAGAUCACUCGUCACCAGGCUGCUUCGACUCGGAGGCUGGUUCGUACGUAUCGCCGAUUCAUCUUCUCACUUGCUGCAACUCGACCGUUCCGCCGCUUCCGACUCUAUCCUAUCCAGUGCUCUUUCGUCUGGUCGAGCCUCUUUUUGCCAUGUUGAUGUUCGCGAUACAUCUCAAAUCAUCAAAGUAACAGAAGGAGCUGGUGUUGUAUUUUACAUGGAACGGACUGAUUUAGACACACAUGAUAUCUAUAGUUGCUACAAGAUUAUUGUUCAAGGUGUAAAAAAUGUCAUUAACGCAUGCCAAGAAUGUAAAGUUAGGCGACUCAUAUACAACAGUUCUGCAGAUGUUGUUUUUGAUGGGUCAAAGGAUAUACUUGUCGGUGAUGAAUCCUUCUCUUGCCCGGGGAAUUUUCCAGAUGUGCUGAUUGACUUUAACCUUCAAGCAGAAGAACUAAUCAGGUUAGCUAACAAUAUUGAUGGUCUUGCAACAUGUGUACUUCGCCCUAGCAAUGCCUUUGGACCUGGUGACACAUGGUUUGUGCCUUUGCUAGUGAAUCUAGCCAAAUCUGGUUUGGCAAAGUUUAUUACAGGACGUGGUGAAAAUAUGUGCGACUUUACCUAUGCGGAGAAUGUUGCUCAUGCUCAUAUCUGUGCAGCAGAAACUUUAGAUUCUCGGUCAGUCUCUGUGGCUGGAAAGGCUUUCUUCAUCACGAACCUUGAGCCUAUGAUGUUUUGGGAAUUUGCGUCUCAUAUACUGGAAGGCUUAGGGUAUCAAAGACCAUUCAUAAAAGUUCCAUCUUGGAUGUUUGCCUAUACUCUCUCACUUCUUCAACAUACACAUGAGGAAUCACACUUCAGAAUUGAUAAAUAUUCUCCGCACUACAUUGUUCAAUUAGCUUCACGUACCAGAACUUUUGACUGCUCAGCAGCUCAAAAGCAUCUUGGAUACUCCCCUGUUAUAUACCUAGAAGAUGGUGUCAGGUCAACCAUUGCAUCAUUCUCUCAUUUAGCCAAAGACUCAUCUUUUAUGAGAGACAACUGUUUAAACACAAUCAAAGCUGUGAAGCUGCUAGGCAGUGGGAUAGUUGCAGAUGUCUUGCUGUGGAGAAGUGCAAAGAGAACACUUUUAUGCUUCCUUGUUCUGGCUUUUUUAUUUUACUGGUUCUUUCGCUGCGGAAGAACUUUUACCUCAUCUGUAGCCAAGCUUCUGCUGCUAGUUACUGUCGUUCUUUAUGGAUAUGGAAAUUUAUCAGCGAAUAUAGGGUUUUUUGCUGUUAAAAGGAUAUCUUCAUCUUGUUUUGAAAUCCCAGAAUCAACUCUGAAAAAUUCACUCAGAUCCGUAUCAUACACGUGGAAUAGAGGAGCUCGUCACAUCAAAUUGUUGGCAAAGGGGGAAGACUGGGGAAAGUUUUUCAAGGUUGCAAUUUUCCUUUAUAUCGCGAAGUGGAUGCUAGAAUAUUAUCCCUUGGAUGUGUUUGUUAGAAUUGCUCUGGUUGUUGCCUUCACCGCAUUCAUUGUGUACGAACAACAUGAACCGGUGAUUGAUGGAUUAGGAUGGGUUCUGUACUAUGGUAUCACGGCAUUAGAAGAACUGGUGAGGAGGAGCCUUCCGUCAUUUCCUCGAAGGUAAAAUACAACAAGCUCUCAAAGCAUUUUAGUUUCUGAUGCUGAUCGGACUAGCGUGGUUAGACUUGCUUCAAUCUUUACAAAAAUAUUUUCCUAUCAAGCUCCGAAUGCUUUUGUAUUUGAGCAUUUUGGUGUUGGUAGUGG
This is a messenger RNA of Hibiscus syriacus, 2013 nucleotides long. RefSeq names its product 3beta-hydroxysteroid-dehydrogenase/decarboxylase-like. The transcript has 12 exons. Gene Ontology annotation, biological process: steroid biosynthetic process. Bases 152 to 1873 code for a protein of 573 amino acids. The record is from RefSeq and is a predicted model, not a curated record. NCBI's taxonomy places the organism in Eukaryota, Viridiplantae, Streptophyta, Magnoliopsida, Malvales, Malvaceae. Gene Ontology annotation, molecular function: 3-beta-hydroxy-Delta5-steroid dehydrogenase (NAD+) activity.